AUGUCGGAAUUGGAGAUACGAUUGGUUCGCAAGCUUGAUUGCUUUAUUUUGGUGUACUGUUGUGCUGCCUACUUUUUCAAUUAUCUGGAUCGAUCCGCGUUCUCCAAUGCCUAUGUAUCCGGACUAAAGGAGUCCCUGAAGCUGGAGGGCAACCAAUACAGCAUCUUGCUCUCCAUGUUCACGGCUGGUAGCUGUACCGGCCAGAUACCUCAUGCCCUAAUCAUCCAAAAGGUUGCACCUCGCUUUUGGCUCCCCUUCACCCUGAUCGUAUGGUCCGUCUUGACCAUGUGUUCAGCGGCAUGCAAGACGUACGCCCAACUUUGCGUCGCCCGCUAUUUGCAGGGGUUCUUCGAAGCAAGUCUGUACAGCGGUACCAUUUAUAUUCUUGGAUCCUGGUACAAGCCUUUGGAGAUUGCCAAAAGAACCGCCAUCUUCACGGCUAUUGGACAGAUCGGCAGCAUGUUUGCCGGUAUCAUGAUGACGGCAAUGAAUGAGAGUCUACAUGGGCAAACCUCUCUUGCAGGCUGGCAAUGGGUCUUUAUCAUCAACGGGGCUAUGGGAAUCCCUUUUGGCAUCUUUGGUCUGUUGUUCUUUCCAAAUCUGCCAGAGUCCCCCAACACUCCAUACCUCAGCAAAGAGGAAAUACAACUCGCGUUAGACCGUCUGCCGCCCAAAAGAGACUGGGGUCACGAUAUCAGCCUCAAGUCACUGGUCAAGCGGCUUCUUUGGAAACCAGACGUUUACAUACUAUCCCUCUACUCUAUGAUAGGAUGCGCACUCGAAGCCAUUGUUCUUCAGGGUCUUUUCUUACUCUGGAUGAAAGCCAAUAUCGGCCAGUUUCCCUCGUAUGCGACGACUACUUACCCUCUGGGCAUCCAAGCCGUAUCUAUAGUUUCAAACAUUGGAGCUGGCUACAUCAUAGACAUGACUAAUCGUCGUAUACCCAUGGUCAUCCUAGCCGGAGUCUUGCAGCUUCUUGUGGCGAUUCUCCUGUUGGUCCCUAAUCUGUCUACCGCUGGCGUAUUGUUCGCGUUCUACCUGGCUGGUACAUCGUACAUUGUGAAUCCAGUCAUGUAUGGAUGGGCGAGUAUCAUCUGCCAGCGGAACGGUGACGACGCCUCGAGAUCAGUCAUACUUUACAUCAUGAGUAUGGUGCAAUCCAUACUAUACACCUUUUGGGGCAUUGCCUUUUAUCCUGCGACAGAUGCACCAUAUUGGAAGAAGGGCUACAUCACCAUGAUUAUAGUGGUGUUUGCCUUCUUUGGUUCAACAGCAGCUGUACAAUGGUUGGACACAAGGUCAAAAAUCACAGCAAGCAGCGAGGCAGAAUUCGUUUACAUUGAGAGCGAAACAGCUGAUGAUCGGAACAAGAAGGAUUGA
This is a messenger RNA of Bipolaris sorokiniana ND90Pr, 1380 nucleotides long. RefSeq lists its product as uncharacterized. The record is from RefSeq and is a predicted model, not a curated record. NCBI's taxonomy places the organism in Eukaryota, Fungi, Ascomycota, Dothideomycetes, Pleosporales, Pleosporaceae. The coding region runs from base 1 to 1380 and encodes 459 amino acids. The transcript has 5 exons. Gene Ontology annotation, cellular component: plasma membrane. Gene Ontology annotation, biological process: pantothenate import across plasma membrane. Gene Ontology annotation, molecular function: pantothenate transmembrane transporter activity.